GGAACGCACCAUAACUUCCUCGCCAGCUGCACGCACAUUCACACGCACGCGCGCACACAUUCUGACGGCUGUAGUGCGGCUGCUCAGAUCUGCAGAGGAAGAAGAAAGCGUUGAGUUUCAGCGGCAGCUGUCUGAGAUCUCAGUUCGUCUCAUUCAUGGCUCAGUCAUUAGGCUGUAUGGACUCUGAUCUGGCCAGUAAGCGGCUCCACUCGAGAAUGGAGGCGUCAUGUUUGGAGUUGGCAUUGGAGGGUGAGCGGUUGUGUAAGUCAGGUGAUUUUAAAGGUGGUACAGCUUUCUUUGAAGCCGCUGUUCAGGUGGGAACAGAAGAUUUAAAGACCCUCAGUGCCAUUUACAGUCAGCUGGGAAACGCUUACUUCUACCUGAAAGAGUACGGCAAAGCUCUGGAGUAUCAUCGACAUGACCUGACGCUCGCUCGAACGAUAGGCGAUCGUAUCGGGGAGGGAAAAGCCAGCGGGAAUCUGGGAAACACGUUGAAGGUUCUGGGCCGAUAUGAUGAAGCGGCCGUUUGCUGUCAGAGACAUCUGGACAUUUCUCAAGAACAAGGAGACAAGGUGGGUGAGGCGCGGGCGCUGUAUAACAUUGGAAACGUCUUUCAUGCCAAGGGUAAACAGCAGCUGUGGGGUUGUUCACAAGAUCCAGGAGAUCUUCAUCCUGAUGUUCGAGACACUUUACAGCGAGCUACAGCCUUCUAUGAAAUGAAUUUGUCUCUGGUUAAGGAGUUAGGAGACCGAGCUGCACAAGGACGAGCUUUUGGUAACCUUGGUAACACUCACUACCUGCUGGGUAAUUUCGUUGAUGCCAUCAAGUUCCACCGAGAGCGUCUCUCCAUUGCCAAAGAAUUUGGAGACAAGGCAGCCGAGCGGCGAGCGUACAGUAACCUAGGCAACGCUCUCAUUUUCCUUGGCCAGUUCAAUGCAGCCACCGAGUAUUACAGGAAAACUCUUCAGCUCUCUCGUCAGUUAAAGGAUCAGGUGAUGGAAGCUCAGGCGUGUUACAGUCUUGGAAACACGUACACAUUACUGCAGGAGUAUGAGCGAGCUAUCGACUAUCAUCUUAAACAUCUCAUCAUCGCUCAAGAGCUCGCUGACAGGGUUGGAGAGGGUCGGGCGUGUUGGAGUCUGGGUAAUGCUUAUGUUUCAUUAGGAAACCACCGUCAGGCUUUACACUACGCUAGAAAACAUCUGGACAUCUCCAGAGAGAUCGGGGACAGAAACGGAGAACUGACCGCCAGGAUGAACGUGGAGGAGCUGAUGGAGUUGGUUGGUGUAAAGGAAGCUGAUCUUUCUCCAUCUGAUGCUGAGUUUACAGUUCAGGGAGCCAGACCCAAAUUCACAAAGAAGAGCAGCAUGGACAGCGUUGAUCUCUGGAAGAAUGGAGAUGCUCCAGAUGUUGAUGGUGCAGUGAAAAGGUCAAAGAAUCAUCAGUCUGAAGCCAACAGAAGAGAAUAUACAGACAGCCAAUCAUCAGAUGAGAGACAGUGGUUUGAUUCACCUGUGGAUACUGAUGACAUCACUGUUCAUGUCACACCUCCAAAGCUGAGUCGAGAUCAUUCAGAUGAGGACUGUUUCUUUGACCUGUUGAGUAAAUUUCAGAGCAGUCGUAUGGACGACCAGCGCUGUAAUCUGGACGAUCGUCCCAACGGUGACAGCCCAGGAGCUGCAGAUACAAACUCUCUGAAUGAUGUCAUCGACACGAGUCUUCUUACGUCUCCUCAAACUGAGGAACUCUUUGAUUUGAUCGCCAGUACUCAGAGUCGUCGUCUGGAUGAUCAGCGGGUGAACGUCAGUAAUCUGCCUGGACUCAGAAUCACACACAAUAAUCUGGGUCAUCUGUGUGGUGACAGUGAUCCUCAGGAGCCCGGUGAUGACUUCUUCAAUAUGCUCAUCAAAUGUCAGUCGUCCAGGAUAGAUGACCAGCGCUGUUCUCCGCCUGAAGGAGGUCCACGGGCUCCCACCGUCCCCGAUGAAGAUUUCUUCAGUCUCAUCCAAAGAGUUCAAGCCAAGAGGAUGGACGAACAGCGUGUACACUUGCCAUCAGACGAGGAUGAGAGAGACCCCACGGGCUCAGAUUCGGGAUAAAUCAACACGGGCCAAAUACUGCAGGGGACUAUAAAGACAACAUGAGUGAUAAACAUCCUUCAUACAGUGUUUCGCAGACACACUUGAGACAUAAACACAAGUGCCAUCUCAGUGUUUCUCCUUUGGUGCUUUAAUUAAAGCCAAUCAUCUAUUGAUCCAACAGCAUGGUACGAUACGCUAUGAUUCCUCAUCACACGUCACGUGAUGCUGAUAGUGAAGAUGACUGAAGCUCUUUCUCUUCUUGAUCAAUAGAAAACAUACACAAACUUUUCUUUAGCACCUUUAAUACGACUCAUGAGUGAAGUCAGAAUCUGCUCCAGAUGAAUGAUGAUGAUGAUGAUGAUGAUAAUAUGAAUGCUAGUGUAAUUUACUGUGCACACACAGCACAAGUCGUAUUAAACUUCUUACUGCCUUAACUGCAGACUCUGAUUGUAUUUGUUGAUUUAGGGAUUUUUUCAAGCACUUGAAGGAGUUUUGCUCUGGUUUUACUGUGUGUUUAGUGACAGUAUUAGUGCAGUAAAAUCACCAGAGCCGCUAACUUCUGUGCUUUAUCAUCAUUGGAUAUUUACCUGCUGACAUCAUUGCACCAUAAAUGAAGACAUGAGGGCUGCUUCUCAUCAUUUCUGUUUCUCUAUCACAUUUCCACAAAUAUAUUUAUUGAAGGAGUUAAGAGAGGCUGUGAACGGACUGUGAAAGAUAAUUAUAAAAGCUAAAGUUUUAAAGCUUAUUGACAAAAUUCUGACUCUUGACAGAGGUUUGAGAUGUUUGGAGAUUUUUGUCAUUUAGACAUUGAUGGAGUCUCUCUCAGUGUCGCUAAAACUGAUGUACAUAGAGCGCAGCACCAAUAAUGGCACUCAUUUUGUGUAGAAAUUAUCAAAUAUAACUUUUUUGUUUAAAGUGGUCAUAUCAUAAAAAAAUCUGACUUUUUUCAUGUUUAAGUGUUAAAAUUGGGUCUCCAGUGCUUCUAUCAACCUAGAAAAUGAUCAACCCAGUAACUUAGUUUUGGUAAACCAUUCUCUGCAAACAUGUAAAAAAUAGCUCACUGAAAUUUGUGUCCCCUUGUGAUGUCAGAAGGGGAUCUUAUUAUAAUAAUACCGCCCCUUAAUCUGCACUAUCCAACCACGGCACUGACAUUUAGUGCAGAGAGAAAGAGAAAAUAAUUGACAGCACAAUUGAGUUUUAAUUUCAACAAACCACCAUUAUGGUGAUCAGUGUUUGCAUUAGCUCAUUUGCAUUUUAAGGGACACACCCAUAAACAGCACAUUUUUGCUCACAAAGGGUUAAUUUUAACAUGUUAUAAUAAAUUUCACAGUUAUACUCUGGGGACACCAAAGAUUUAUUUGACAUCUUUGUAAAAUCUCAUAACAUGACCCCUUUAAAUGGUUUAUGAACUUACUGCCACCUUGCGGUGGAAAUGCCAUGCCAUAAAAAAGCAAUGCCAUAAAAUUUGUUAUGAGGGUUCUGUAUAAUCCUUAAAUUUUACAUAAAGAGGUGAAAACAGAUUCAUGAUGAAGAUGAAUUUAUUUUCAAUGACUCUAUAAUCAACUAACAAUUAAAUGAACUAACAUCAGUAAACAAAUGUUCAGUGUUAAUCAUCUUUAUAAAAUAAACACAAUGCUUUUCAUAUUAAACUGUAUUGAUUUUAACUUAUAUCACACAUAAAUCAAAUACAGAUCAUUAGCAGUUCAUUUGAAUUACCAAACUGUGUUUUUAUUUGUGAUGUAAGAUGAUGUGAAUUAAUCAGAUUAAUCAGGCUUUUAAUUUUCAACUGUUUUGUA
Messenger RNA from Paramisgurnus dabryanus, 3877 nucleotides. RefSeq names its product G protein signaling modulator 1b (gene gpsm1b). Gene Ontology annotation, molecular function: GDP-dissociation inhibitor activity; G-protein alpha-subunit binding. The record is from RefSeq and is a predicted model, not a curated record. Gene Ontology annotation, biological process: establishment of mitotic spindle orientation. Gene Ontology annotation, cellular component: cell cortex. NCBI's taxonomy places the organism in Eukaryota, Metazoa, Chordata, Actinopteri, Cypriniformes, Cobitidae.